AUGCCAAGCUCGCGCAAGUCGGGUCCAGCCGCUCUCUUCGACGAUUUUAAGCGCGACGCUAGGGAGGAGGAGGAAGCGGAGGAAGCAGAACAGGACGGGGAGGAAGAAGCCAGUACGGAUCCGGACCCCCUCCCCAAACCUAAAAAGAUCACUCGCCAUCGUCGCUCCUAUCGCGGUGGUUCCAUCUCCUCGUUCGAUUCGUUCGACUCGGUCGGCUCGACCCGUCUGGCUGCACCUCGGAUGCCUCGUAUCUCGAAGAUACAACAAGGCGGUCAGGCAGCUGCUCGCGUAUACCACACGCUUGAGCUGCGUCUUCGCAUCUUUGCGGAAUUGCCGAAAGAUACGCUGGCGAGGUGCUUGCGCCUCGAGAAAGCGGGGACGGCUUUGGUGGCGGGAAUACUGUAUAGGGAGAUUCAUGUGUCUUUGAUGAGUAAGAUGAGCAGAGCCGCUGGCCGCAGGGUGGUCUACUGCGAUGCUGUGCGCGUCUUGCAUACCUCCAGGCCCCUGGCUGACAGGUUCAUCCGGGAGAACUCGGACGAUAAAAUGAGGCGUCCCCCUACCCCCUUCGACCCCGUCACCCUCCUCCCUCAAAUCCGCAAAUGGCAGAAGAAAUGGCCCAACCUGUCACAAAUCUGCCACCACUUCCCGGACAUUCGCGGCUCGGAUCGGUACACCCUCGACAUACGAGAGGACGGGCGCAUAACGGUCGACUUGGAGACUGCGGUCCUCCUGAAUCCUGCCCCCCGUUCCCACUUUUGCGGGGGUCGAGGUGGUCCGCCACACUCUGGCCUUGGGCGCGGCACCGUCCCGACCAGGACAGUACGCGCAGAUCCUGCACAGCUCGCCGUUCAAAACAAGUUUCCCUUCAGGGGGUUCCAGCUGUCCUUCGCGGAAGCGCUCUCGUUCAUCGAGACGCGCCGAGCGCCCGGCAGCGAGCCACUAUCCCACUUCUUCCUCUCCGUCCAAGGCGACCUCACCCUCCGCGACUUUCGCACCCUCAUCCGCGCUCUCCCCUCUACUCUUCGGUCCAUCCACAUCGACCAAGAGCUCUUCAGCGAGCUCCAUACCAAUCCCACCCUUAUCGCCAUCCUCGACGAGUCGCUCCCGCAACUCGAGGAGGUCGCUAUAGCAUGGUGCGAUGGAUUCAAUACCAUACGUCACCUGCUGUUCGAAUUGGAGGAACCCCUCGUCGGCCUGCCUAAUCUCAAGACGUUCACCUUCCUCUGGAUGUUGAUCGGCAACAGACCCCUCGACCCUCCCGCCCGAUGUGAACGGUAUCAAGAGAAUGCAGGAGUUUGGACAGCGCGUAAAGGAGCUGAAGCGAUACUUGUCAGCGAUGUACACGGUGACCUUACGGUACUGUUGCGCGUGUUGCGCGUUUUGAUUUUGGACGCGUCGGGCGACUUUGCGACACCAGACGCGCCUGACAAGGGCGCGCCGCGCAACUCACUCGCUUGGGUGGGGAAGCAACGACCCAAGGGAGCAACGGCUGCGGCCGCUGGCUGGUUGCACGACUUUCCUACUCCUCCUUCCUCGGCGCGGCCUCAGUCCACCUUCAGAACUGGCCAGUGGACCUCAGGCUCCACUUCGGCUCCUACGCGUCUCGGGAUCCCUUCAGACCUUAGCGGCAAAGUGGGUACAACGUUCACCGUCGACGGCAGAAGCUCGGGCGUACAAUCGGUCCAGUCCCGCCUCGACCUGGCGGCAUGGUCUGGACGUCGUCGUCCCAUAUCCGGGGAUCUACGUAUUCCGGCGGGCACUUCUCCAGCAGAAGCAUCACAAGAAGAGGCGGGUAUCAGCCCUCUUCCACCGUCAAGCUCGGCGGUCCCGUCGGUCACCCCUCAUCUCGAUCUCGCGGCGCGGUCCGAUUCGGGCGACGACCCGGCUUCUCACUCAGCUACAUGGUGGACGCCGGCAAAGGACGUAUAUCAGGACCUGACGGGAAUGUUGAGGAGGGAGAAAGAGGCGGCGCGCAAGGCAAAAAGCAAGAGGACCAAGGUCGGGACAUGGGACAGCUUUGAGCGGAUGCUGCGCGGAGAGGGAGAGGAGGAGCCCGAGCCGGCCAGUCCCGAUCCGGACCCUCUCCCUAUCCCUAAGGACACUAAGCGGGACCGGCACUACUUUCGGCGCGGGUCGACAGGCUCGGUCGAGUCGCUCGACUCGUAUCAUCCACCCCCAGAGGACUCGUAUGAGCGGCCGACUCGGAAGAAGAUCAGGCAGGGCGGGGCGGCGGCGGCAAAGGUCUGGCAUACGCCUGAGCUCAGGUCAGGCGUGCUCUCGCUGUUGAGGAAGGAUAUGUUGGCGGUCUGUCUGCGGCUUGAGAAGGGGGUAACGAGCGACGUGGCGGGAUUGUUGUACAAGGAGAUCCAUGUGGGGAUGAUGAGCAGAAUGAGCAGGGCAGCUGGACGCCGUGUCAUUUACUGCGAUGCUGUGCGCGUCUUACAUCUCUCCAAACCGCUCCCCGAGAUCGUCCACCGGCGGACGGCCGAAGCAAAGAAGCAACGCAGACCAGCGGUCCACUUUGACCCGGUGACCCUCCUACCCCAAAUAUCGAAAUUCCGCAAAAAGUUCCCCAAUCUAUGCGUUCUGCACCAUCACUAUCCGGCCACCCGGGGGAGCGACACAUACUCGGUCGAUCUGCGGGAUGGGCGGAUUCGCGUCGACCUGGAAACAGGCUUCCAGCUCGAGUUCUUCGACACCCCAUUCCGGGUCCCAGACUUUCCCCCUAUUCCGUCUUUUGACGGGGUGGAAAUCGUCCGUCACACCCUCGCCCUCACCAUCGGCCCUAGUCCCCUCGGCGAGAAGGGAGGCCAUAACCUCUUUUUCCACCCGUUUAUCGCGGUCCUGGCGGAAUGGAAACAGUUCCUCUACUGCAACUCCACCUUAGACCGGCGAAUCACCAAUAUCGAUUCCUUCCCCUGCAGGUCACUCACGCUGUCCCUCGCCGAAAUGUCGUCUUUCAUCGAGCAGCGGCGGUCGUGUGAGCCACUCUCCCAUCUGUGCCUGGACAGUCGGGACGAUAUGUCCCUGCGCGACUUCCGCACGCUCAUCCGCUCCCUCCCUCCCACCCUCCGCUCCCUCCACAUCGACGUCCCCCUCCUCGAGGACCUGGACACCAAUCCCACCGCCAUCGCCAUCAUCGACGAGGCGCUACCGCAGCUGGAGGAACUUGCUAUCCGAUACGGGCUAGACCCCGACCCCAGGCGUCAAGGCUGCCUGCGCUUCCACAUGGUGGACCCCCUCGUCGGUCUGCCAAAGUUGAAAAAAUUCACUCUUCUUUGGUAUGGGAUCUCCGAGGAUGAGAUGGACUCGCCGGCGCGAUAUAUCUGCGAGCUCGGAUCGGAGGACUGCGUCUACUCGGCGUCGUCCCUGCACUACAUCAAGCCCAUGCAGGAGUUCAACGACAGGGCGAGGGAGCUGAAAUUCUCAAGCCCGCACCGUCCACCAGCUCCCCAGCUGCCACGCGACAUGCUGCCCGUCGGCGACUCCGCGCCCUCUCCCUCCUCGGGCGGACGCAGCGCCAUCUAUGACCACCCUUACUUGCGGCUUUACAUCCUCGAGCUACUCGACAAGGCUACGCUGGCAAAGCUCCUUCGGGUCGAGAAGGGCCUAACAACUGUCGUUGCUGGUCUGUUGUACAAGGAGGUGACAGAGGAGCAGGCAGAUAAGAUGAGCCGAGAUGAUCGAUUUGGCUACCUGGCGAGCUACCUUCCCAAACCUCCGGACCAUCUUGGCCGACCGCUCCAUCCGGGAUGGCGACGACAAAUACACGGUCCACCUGGACGCGGAAGGCGUACGGCUCGAGCUGGAGACUUCCAGCACUUCGAUAUAUACACCUAUCCUGACCCUACCGCGGUCCCGCCCUUCCUUCUGCCCACGCCGGUACUCGACGGGGUUGACGUGCAUCACGUCAUCUGCAUCACGCUGGUGGAUAGCGAUGAUGAGGAUUUAUGGGGCGAUGCAGAGCGGGAUGACGCGCUGGACAAGUGGAAGGAGUGGCUGUAUCGCAGGCCGCUCGAUCCUCGCGUCGUCAGCGUGGACCAUCACUCCUCAACCAAUAUGCCUUUCUAUUACGAGGAUUCGGAACGAUUCGUCGCCGGGCGAUCGGCUAAUGGUUGCGAGCCCCUCCGCUCGGUCUUCAUCCCAGACAUCAGCGCAAUGGGGACGGCUCCGUCAGCCGCUAUGGAAAACAUCUACAGCCUGAUCCCGGGCGGUCGCUCGGACACCAUUCGCGAGGUAGCCAUCGAACAUCCUCUCGUUGAAGGUUACCGCCAUCUCCUACAGCUUCCCAUCCUCCACCUUGGGCGGAUCUUUCCCCAGCUCGAGCUCCUCACCCUCUUUGAUCGGUUCUACGAGGGCUAUCCCUUCUCCGACGCCGUCCCUUUGGCUGGUCUACCUCGUCUUCGGGAUCUUACCGUCUACUGCGACGGCAAUACUCCUCCUCUCGCUCAGAUCGCGUCAAAUAUUUGUCAGCUUGGGGGUCCGGACUGCCGGUAUAGAUUGAUAAGCUCUGGGGAGGCGAAGAUCUCCGAGGAGGAGUUCACUGACCUUGUAACCGCCGCCAAGCUAUCCCCACCGAUGGUGCCGGUAUUCUUUCGAGAAGUCAUGAAGGAGUUGGAGGAGUCUUAUAUGGAGUCUGGAGAUUGUUUUUUGGGACUCGCUCCUGAAAGCACGGCGAGAAGCCGCCUAGCACAGACAGCGAUGACUGAGCUCGCGCUAGCCCCAGCCAAGACUCCUGCCAUCGACACAGGGGUCCCAAGCUCGGAAGGAGCUUGCCGCAGAGCGUGGGGCACGCCCGAGAUACGCCUAUCCGUAUUCGACUUUCUGGAUCAACACACCCUGUCUCUCCUGCUGCGCGUCGCAAAGAGCUGGACUGCAAGCGUGGCUAGUGUUCUGUAUAGGGAGAUGAGACUGGAGCAUGUGAAUGGGAUGAAUAGGGAUGAUGUUCGUCGAGCCAUCAUGUGCGAUGCCGUCAAAACCCUCAACCUAAAUCCUAUCCCCCUCCAUCAACGCCCCCUACCUCGUCGCAAAGACAAGCGCGGUCCUGGACGCUUCGACGCUUCCUCCUUAGCUGGCGAUCUGGCCAUCUGGCGAGCCAAGCUACCCAAUCUACGUACCAUCCUAGCCGACCGGCCUACUCGAGAUGACGACGAUGUCUACACGGUCAGCCUCGAUGGCGAGACCAUACGGGUCGAGCUGGAAUCCCACAUCACGCUCGACAUCUACACCCUCCCUGACCCCCUCACCAUCCCGCCCCCUCUUCCGACAGUACCGGUCCACGAGGGCAUGACAUUCCGGCAUAUGAUAGCCAUCGAGCUGGAGGAUGGGGAUAUUGAGGAGGAAUGGGACGAGGAUGAGCGGGAUGAAGCUGUGGCUAGGUGGAAGAAAUGGGCGUAUCACCGGCCGCUGGAUCGGCGGAUCGUCGGCGUCAGUCACCCACUCGUCGGAAUGUCAUACGAUUAUGACGACCUCGUGGUCGCCUUCAAGCAGCGCCUCGAGGGAGACCGCGAGCCAUUGCGCUAUAUCCACCUACCCCCAAUCCGAGGUCACGACAGCCCAAAUGUUCUUCAGCAGCCGGGAUACCGGGAUCUCUGCCAAAGCAUUGUCCUCAAUUCGACCGUCGCUAUCGGGCGGGCACUGCGUUCGCUCCACAUCCACCUAUCCCUCCUCACAGCCUUUGGAGCUAUCAGGAUCGCGCUCACCCUCCUCGACAAACAAUACCCCCUUCUCGAGAAGCUACACAUAGAAGGGUGGCUCCCUGAUGAUCACCACUUCACGGAAGACUCCCAAUUCGGCGGUCUGCCGAAUCUGCGCGAGCUCUCGAUGAAAUACAAUGGCGAGGCGGACCCCAAGGAGAUCAUUGCCCCAUACAUCUCCCGCCUGGGAGGUCCAGACUGUUUCUACAGGCUAUUGGGUCCCAAUAUAGACAUGAGGGAGUUCAACGCGGCCGUACAGCAUGCAAGAAAACAUCCCUCGGAUACGUCCGUCGAGAAGGAAGCUGUCUGGCUUGCCUUUGACAGCAAUAUCCGCGCCGGAACAAGGCGAUAUAACACGUACCGGAGAUGCCAAGCUAGAUACGAUUUUGACCCGACGCGAAGGACGGGCGAUUGGAGGGCUUUAGUACGAGCAACGAUGGUCUCGCCACCCGUGCUCUCGGUCAUGACCCCUGCGUUGGGUACAGGGGUCUCAGGCGCGGGGUCCGCCUCAAGCAGAGGGUGGGCCACGGUGGAGAUUCGCCUUCUCAUACUCGAGCUGCUGGACCGCAGGGAUCUAGCGAUACUACUACGCGUCGAGCGGCGGCUCACCUCACCUGUUUCUAGGCUGCUGUAUAGGGAGGUCAGGCCGAGUGAGGCGGCUUGGAUGAACAGAAGCAAAGAUAGACAUGCUAUCCUCUGUGACGCUGUCAUAACCCUCAACCGCAAUCCCAUUCCUCCUCAUCAAGAACCCCAUCCCUUUGGCCAAAACAAGCGGGGACCCAUCAGAUUCUGCGGACCGUCCCUCGCUGCCGAGCUCGGGGCCCUCAGAGCCAAAUUCCCGAAUUUGCGCCAUAUCAUCGCCGAUCGACCGAGUCGGAAGGACGAUGACUCCUAUACCGUCCUCCUCGAGGGCGAACAGGUCCGGGUCGAGCUGGAAAGCGUUGUCGUAUUUGACAUCUACACCCACCCUGAUCCGAUCGCCGUCCCUCCUACCGUUCCGGCGGUCCUGGUGCAUGAGGGAAUGGACAUCCACCAUACCAUCGCUAUCAUCCUGGAUGACAGUGAUAUUGAGGAGGAAGGGGACGCGGAUGAGCGGGAUGACGCGGUGAGGAGGUGGAAGGAGUGGCUAUACAAAGGCCCCCUAGAUGCUCGGGUGACGAGGAUCGACGGCGACGAUAUCGGGAUGUCUCUGAGCUGCAGGGAGCUGGACGGAUACAUUACGCGGCGCCAAGCCACGGGCUGCGAGCCUAUCCGGGGCAUCGAGCUGGACGACACAGUAUAUGGGUACGGGGACUGCACGGUGUCGAUCCUCUCCAUGGCUGCUCGCCUCGCGCCCCAUCUGCGCCAUCUCUCCAUCUCACACUCCACUCUCUCCACGUUACUCGGCGAUCUGGAUUCAGGCAUCAUCGCGCUCGACCACCUCUACCCUCAACUCGAGAAUCUCACCAUCUACUUCAUCAAUAACAAAUACCCUCUCGGCAGCGACCGUAGCGGUGCCGCAAUGUUGGGCCUCCCCAAGUUGCGCAAGCUUUCCCUGUGCUUCCACCGCAGCUUUAAUCGGACAUCCAACGCGGAUAUCACGCAGUGGGUAUCUCGAAUAGGAGGGUCGGACUGCCUGUACAGCUCGAAUCUUGUCACGGGGUCAGGGUGGCAGCAAUUCAACAAGGAUGUCCAUGCGGCUAAACUGCACCUUCCCCAAGUUUUCGAUAGCGACGUGUCACUGUCGGCAAAAGAAGUCGUGAUUCAUGAGCUCGACCGUCUGCUCUCGAACCAGUAUGCUGGAGAAGCGGAGCGGGCGGACGAGGCGACUCAGCCCGAUUUGCGUCUCACUAUCCCUCUGCCGUCUUCACAGGCACUGCAUCAAAACUAUCGACCUCACCGGCUCCGGAGCAAGAUGCCUCCCCCAGUACCCUCGGAGGGCUCGCCCGUCAGCAGUAGCCGCAGAGCGUACGAUGCGGUCGAGGUUCGCCUACACAUCUUCGGCAUGCUCGAGCAAAGCACACUGGCGGUGCUCAUGCGGGUAGAGAAGGGGGUCACAGCGAGCGUGGCAAGCGUACUGUACAGGGAGGUCUCGGCGGGACAGGCGCGGCGGAUGGUGAGGGACACUGAACGUCAACGCAUCUUAUCUGAUGCUGUGCGGACCAUCACUCUGAAUCCUUGUCGAGCGGACCCCUCCCUUCAACGCACACCCCAACGCCCUCCUCGCAAAUUCAAACUGUCAGACCUUACCGCAUGGCAAGCCAAAAUGCCCAAUAUCCGCAAGAUCCUGGCCGACCGGUCUGGUCAGGAUGGCGACGAUAUCUUCACGGUCGACAUUGACGGCGGCAAGUCGAGGAUCGAGCUGGAGUUGCAUGUCCUUUUUGACAUGUACACCCUCCCUGAUCCCUUUGGCGAGGCACCGCGCCUCCCGCCGACCCCUGCCCGCAAAGGUGUGGAAUGCCACCAUACUAUAUGGAUCAAACUGGAGGACAGUAGCCGUCCGCGUCCGUGGAUCUGGAGGCGCGGAGAGUGGGAGGAGGCUCUAGAUCGGUGGAGGAGGUGGCUGUAUCGCCGGCCGCUCGAUCCGCGGGUCGUUGCCGUGGACCAUUCAUCCACCGGCAUGCUCUACACCGUCCCGGACGCGGUCGAGCUCAUCGUCCAGCGGUCCAAAGCCAAGGACAAGGCCGAGCCACUGCGCUUCGUCUCCUUUCCCGCUCCAUCCACCUUCGACCAUUUAGGUAACGAGCUACACGGCGAGGCCUAUGCCAGUCACUGUACCAAAUUCAUGGUCAAAAUCUCCUACAUCCUCAGUCGCGCCCUACGGGUCCUCCAUAUCGACUAUCACCUCGUUGCGGCCUUCUCAUCCGUCGACGCAGCCCUCACCGUCCUCUCCUUCCAAUACCCUAAGCUCGAGGAACUCGUUAUCACCGGUACCUUCCCCGACGACUACCCCUUCGCCGACGUGCUCCCUCUGAGCGGGAUGCCCGGCCUGCGUCACUUGACGCUCCGGUACGAUGGAGACGCAUCCCCACAGGGUGUCAUCGCUCCCUUCAUCUGUCAUCUGGGCGCUGCCGAUUGCCUGUACACGUUGAAGGGGAUUUCGGGGUCGAAUUUGUCCGACAAGGACUUUAAUGCGGCAGUGCAGAAUGCGAGACUUCGUCCCCCUCCUGAUCUUAGCCCGUACGCGGCGCAAACGGCAGAGCUGGCUGCGGCAUUCGAAAGGCUUGAUCGGGACACGCAUAGUUGGAGGAGCCGCUGA
Dioszegia hungarica is the source of this 8934-nucleotide messenger RNA. RefSeq lists its product as uncharacterized. Bases 1 to 8934 code for a protein of 2977 amino acids. Lineage: Eukaryota; Fungi; Basidiomycota; Tremellomycetes; Tremellales; Bulleribasidiaceae. The record is from RefSeq and is a predicted model, not a curated record. The transcript has 24 exons.